AUGAUCAGAUCCCAUACUUCAUCAACUGAAGGCUUUUGUUGUCGCGGCUCAUCAGUGUUGAUUGCAAGGCCGGUCACUGAUGGAUGUCCACCAGGGAAUUUCGUUUGGAUGGAUGGAGCAGAGGCGGGUCAAUGCGAUCCAUUCAAUCCACCGAAUGCACCAUGUCCUGAAGGCUUCACUUGUCAAUGGUCGACGGCAAAUCAACGCUAUCAAUGCUGUGGAUCGAAUGCACCGAUCGUGCCCCGAGCUGCUGAUGGAUGUCCAUCAGGGCAAGUAGCUUUCCGAGAAACGGGAACUGUCCGUGUCUGCACUGCCGGGGCAGCUAAUUGCCCGGCUGGUUAUUUCUGUCAAUUCAGCAAUGCCAAUAAUCAGUUCCAAUGCUGUGGUGUUAGCGCUGGUUGCCCUGAAGACGGUGUUGCGUUUAUUGGUUUAUCGGGUGAAGCCGAGAAAUGCGUGGUUGGACAAUCGCAGUGCCCGGUCGGUUUUGCUUGUCUAAGAACAAUGGUCGGACAUCAUACUUGUUGCACAACAAGUCGAAUCGCCAAAACUUGUUCGGAAGAGCAAGUAAUGGUGGAUGGGAAAUGUUUGGAUAGAGCCGAUCCACAGCACAAAUGCGAAUCACCAAUGCAAUGUGCUGGCGGAUCAAUGUGUGUGAACAAUCUAUGCGUUUGUCCGAAAGGUACUGGUCAAGUUGGGCGUUUUUGUCAGAAAGACAUUGAUUGUGGAAAAGGAGAGAUCAUGGCCGGCGGUUUGUGUUUACCAUUAGCGGAUCUCUCCGAGAAAUGCACCGUUCAACAACAAUGUCCCGAUGGUGCAACUUGUGCUCAAGGGAUCUGUGUUUGCAAGCAAGGAAUGGUGCCACGAAAUGACAAAUGUGUGCACAAUCAGGCAAACAAAUUAUCGCAACAUACUUGUGGAAAUCCGUUGUCGAAUGCGUUAACUGAUGACGAAUCGGGAAGAGUCGUUCAGUGUAAACGACUUGGAAACAAUUGUCCGAAAGGU
This is a messenger RNA of Mesorhabditis belari, 1002 nucleotides long. The record is from the annotation of a GenBank genome assembly. Lineage: Eukaryota; Metazoa; Nematoda; Chromadorea; Rhabditida; Rhabditidae.